GGGCGGAGCUUUAAGUUCUGUUUGCGUGAGGGGAGGGGCAAAGCUUCCGGCGUCGGUCGCCCGCGCGCGCGUUGGGAGACGGGGGGAGGAGAGCGCGCGCAAGGAAAUCGGGGGUUGAGGCGGCUGAGGCGUCGUCGGCUAAGGCAGAGCGGGAGCCCAGGUGCGCGCGCGCACUCCCUCCCUCCCUCUCCCUUAACCCCCACCCAACCUUCCCCGUCUCGGAGGCGCGCGUGCGUGCGCGUGGACGGCUACGCCUCAGCGACUGAGGAGAAGAGAGAGCCAGAGAGAGAGGCGGAGGAGGAGAAGGAAGGAAGGCAGGAAGGCAGGAAGGCAGACCGGGGCUGGGCCUGACGACGGCGGCAGCAGGAGAAGGACUCGGGCGGAGAAGAUGGCGGACGGGGACAGCGGGAGCGAGCGAGGCGGCAGUGGCGGUGGAGGCGGAAGCGGUGGCGGAGGAAGCGGCGUGGGCUUCCAGGGCCACCGAGGAGGCGGAGGCCCCGGCAGCGGCGGAGGCCCGGGCCCGGAGCAGGAGACGCAGGAGCUGGCCUCGAAGCGCCUGGACAUCCAGAACAAGCGCUUCUACCUGGACGUCAAGCAGAACGCCAAGGGCCGCUUCCUGAAGAUCGCCGAGGUGGGCGCGGGGGGCUCCAAGAGCCGCCUCACCCUCUCCAUGGCCGUCGCCGCCGAGUUCCGAGACUACCUGGGGGACUUCAUCGAGCACUACGCCCAGCUGGGGCCCAGCAGCCCCGAACAGCUCGCCCAGGCCUCCCCGGGCGGAGAGGACGGCGGCGGGGGCGCGGGGGGCCCCCGGCGGGCCCUCAAGAGCGAGUUCCUGGUGCGCGAGAACCGCAAAUACUACCUGGACCUGAAGGAGAACCAGCGGGGACGUUUCCUCCGCAUCCGCCAGACCAUCAACCGCGGGCCCGGAGGAGGCGGCGGCGGCGGGGCGGGCUUCCCCGGCGGGCCCCCGGGCCUCCAGAGCGGCCAGACCAUCGCCUUGCCGGCCCAGGGCCUCAUUGAGUUCCGCGAUGCCCUGGCCAAGCUGAUCGAUGACUACGGCGCCGACGAGGACGAGCUGGGCGGCGGCGGGGGUCCCGGCGGUGGCCCCGGAGGCGGCGGCGGAGGCCUGUACGGGGAGCUCCCCGAGGGCACCUCCAUCACGGUGGACUCCAAGCGCUUCUUCUUCGACGUGGGCUGCAACAAGUACGGCGUCUUCCUGCGCGUCAGCGAGGUGAAGCCUUCCUACCGCAACGCCAUCACCGUGCCCUACAAGGCCUGGGCCAAGUUCGGCGGCGCCUUCUGCCGCUACGCCGACGAGAUGCGAGACAUCCAGGAACGCCAGCGGGACAAGCUCUACGACCGGCGAGCUGGGACGGCCGGCCCGGGCAGCGGCAGCGGCGCCGGGGACGACUCCGACGGGGAUGAUGUGGACGACGAUUGAGCUUCUUUUCUUCCUCUUCUCCAAACCCCUCUUUCCCUCCCCCCAGCUGCCGCUAUACGGGGAGGAGGGGUUGUCCCCCGCCUCCAUGGACCGGGGAGGAGGAGGAGUGGAUGGAAAUGGGGCGCAGGGCAACCUGAUCCUAAGCUUCCUUCUCCCCAAGGAGAGAGAGGAGCCCUGCCUGCCCUGCCUCCAUCCACUUCUGAAUUGCCUCCUUUCCCCACUCUGUUGUCCCCCUCUCCUCCUCCCUCCUUCCAGGAUACAGCAUCUGUCCUUGUGAAUUGGCCCAGCUUUAAGCUCACCCCUCCCGCCCCCAGGCUUGCCAUCCUCUUUGCCCCAUAGAGAGAGAGAGAGAGAGGAAGGAAUUCCGGUGACCUCAGUUAACCUCCGUCCUCCUGGCCCGCAGAGUAGAGAAAAGGGGGAUCCUUUCCACCAUUGAUCGGUUCGAGCUUCCCAAGGCUUCUCAUCUGCCCCCCACUCCACAGCUGAAAUGUGUGGUAUCUUUUUUUCCCCCCACCCACCUACUUACAUCUCCCCUUUCUUUUUAAUUUAUUGGAGGGGGGCGAAAUUAGGGAGAGGAUUUCAUCUUGGGUUUCCCCUCUCCCUUUCUCUCGGUGCCCUCCCCUCUCCUGCAUUUUUUGAGCUCUCAUGUUCUUCCUCCUCCUCUUCCUCCUCCUUCUCCGCUCUCAAAAACCAGCAUUCUUGGAGACUGCGUGGCCACUGAGCACAGUUGGAAAAGGAAGAAGAGAAGCUGGCACAGCUAUCCAAGUCCAGCAGCCUAACCGGGCAAGUUCUUAACAAAAACCCCAACGUGAAGGGGAAGGUUGAAGCCCAAGGCAGAUGGGAGAGUUGAAAUGGGACGGGGGGGGGGGGGUGAGAGAAGGGAGGGAGAGACAGGAAAAAUGGCCGAAACAACCCUGAGAAUGUUCCGAAAGAUGGAUUGAAAUAGGGAUGGAGCCUGUAUCUGGACCGACGUCCACUGAUCUUCUCCUCCUCCUAAAUUUUUACCCGUAAAGCUACAGGUGCCUGAACUAGAAUUGAUAACGAAAUUAUUAUUCUAAAGUUGGCAGGUCAUAAUGAGUUUUUUUCCCUUCUCCUCCUUAGGGGUGGGGGUGAGGGGUUUGCAAAGAGGCAGGUUCAAAAGAAGAAAAAAAGGCAUAAAGCACAAGGAAUGCAGAGUGGACUAGUUGCUGUUCAUUGAAAGUUCUUCCCCUUCUCUCUAAAUAAGGUGAAAGAGCAAAAUGGCUUUAGGCUUUAGUGGGAAGUAAAAAUUGGAGCUGCCUUUCUCUGGGCUUUUUUUUUUCCUUAAAAAAAAGAUGAUCUAUUCCAGUAAGGUGGAAUCUGUUCUGCAACUCGCCAGGUUUGUAAACACACACAACAAAAGCAUUAAAAUCUGGUAAAAAGAGAACAAAUGUGAGGCUUCAAGUCUAAUAAAUAAAUACGAGAGGGAAAGCUGCUUUCACCAUGCAAAUAAGUGGACAUGUUCUAUGAAAAUAGACACCAAGAACCUCAGGUCCAGAAGUCCAGCAUCUGUUGUUGUUUUAACAAGAUUUUUUUUAACAACAAGAAGAAAACGCAAUCCCAUUUCCUCAGUAACUCACAUUAAUGUCAACAGCAGUGGAUUGUUUAGAGCACCGUCUGCCCUCUGGGAGGUUCAUCAUCGUCGUCAUAAAACAAAAGAGCAGAAUCAAGCCACGUUCUGUGACUAUGAACACGAGCAGCAUCUUAACCACCUUCAAAUUUUACUAUAGACUAGCUACUGCCUAUUUGUCCAGUUGUCUUUCCCAAGCAGAGUUGGGUCUCCCCACCCAAAGAAUUGCCUCAUCUAUAUUUUAAAUGGAUUCUUACCUAAAAUGAUAUUUUUUUAAACGAAGUCAGUCCUAUUCCCUCUUUAAAAAAAGUGUUUUUAGCUACAACAUUAUAUACUAGUAACUUUGAAUUGAAUGGAAAUUGCGUACUGUUCAUUGCAAAGUUUCGGGUAUUGUUUGUGUGACAUCUUAAAAAGAGGCAGGUAAAGCUUCCUCUACAAUCUUUUAAAAUUGUGCAUGCCUGUCUUUUAUUUGAGCUGCCUUUUUAAUUUAUUGCAUACCCUUAUUUACCUUAUUUUGGCAUUGCUCUUCUCUAUACUGUCUUUGUUUUGUAUUUAUUAGAAAGCAAAGAGGCAUAUAAAAGGCGUUUUCCUCACUCAGUUCUUGCUGCAGUAGGAAAAUUGGCUGGAAUUUUUCUUUUAAAAAAAUUGAGUUUUGCUACAAAGCUCAGCAAAUGUCAGAUUAGUUUAUCACAAGCAUUGAUUGUUUAUUUUAAAAACUGUUCCUUUAUUCCAUGUGUUCAUGGUAGAUUUUAUACCCUUGGAAAAAAAACAAAACCAACCUUCCUUUCCAUUUUUCUCCGUUGCAAAGAACUUGUUUCCUGAAUUGUAAUGGGAGCAAUAGUAUUUCUUGAUGUUUUAAUUACGUCCAUAUACUUGUACUGUAUUUUGUACUCUCCGAGGCAGCUGUUUUCAAUAAUGUCCUGCUGUAUUUACCUAUGUAUUUUUUUUGUUCUAUUGUAUUUAGUUCUUUGCUACGGAGAACAAUAUUAACCCACCCACCCCCCAAAAAAUCAGUGUACAAAGAUUGCAGCCUGGCUAGGACUGCAGAGAACUCUGCUUUUAACUAAUAAGACUAUAAAAGGCAGCAGUGAAAAUGGAGGCUGCAAAUGCUUAAUCUCUAUUGCUGUAACUCUUCAUUCAAUUUAAAACAGUGAAUAAUACUUUUAUAGACCAACA
Thamnophis elegans (Western terrestrial garter snake) is the source of this 4205-nucleotide messenger RNA. It is a transcript of the gene PURB, whose product is annotated as purine rich element binding protein B. Lineage: Eukaryota; Metazoa; Chordata; Lepidosauria; Squamata; Natricidae. Gene Ontology annotation, molecular function: RNA polymerase II transcription regulatory region sequence-specific DNA binding; purine-rich negative regulatory element binding; DNA-binding transcription factor activity, RNA polymerase II-specific. The coding region runs from base 389 to 1441 and encodes 350 amino acids. Gene Ontology annotation, cellular component: nucleus. Gene Ontology annotation, biological process: regulation of transcription by RNA polymerase II. The transcript has a single exon. The record is from RefSeq and is a predicted model, not a curated record.